AUGGGGGAGAUCUUGCAGUUGGCCUACCUGCAGAUCCUUGAGGUCAUCCAUCUCGAUCGCGUUCGAGCUGAGUGGGGGCUUGGUGGAUCAGUCACUCCUGGACCUAUGGGAGGGGCUCCUGGUGGACCGGGAGCGGUGGCGGGAGCGGAGGCUCCUGGGAUUGCGGCAGGCGGUAGCUGCUCACGCUCCAUGCAGGCGAUGAUCCUCCAGGGCAUUCCAGAAAACCUUGUGCGCGCCACCAGCUUGAGGACGGUGAAGCUGGAGGACAUUCCGUGGGGCAAGUGCAUGAUGGACCACAAGGCCGAGGAGGGCUGCCUGAGCCAUUACAACUCAUUCCAUGGCCAAGAGCUACAAGAAGAGGCAGAGGGGAACAACGCGAGGAGCCACAAGGUGAACCUUCUGGAGAACGUGGUGAGCACAGAGUCGUCGGAGGUGGAGAUCCUACAGGGGAACUUGGAACGAAUCUGUCAAAGACUAAAUGCCUGUGGCGCCAGCGUUGUGUCCAUCAUCGCGGUCAUGGGCACGUACCGGACGGGCAAGAGUUUCCUCUUAGACCUGCUCGCCCGUUACCUGAAGAUGAAGGCCGCUGAAGCCGCGCAGGCGGAAGCCGCGGAGCUGGCGCGACGAGAGGCUUUAGAGCUUGGGCUGCAGGCACCACCACCUGCACCGCCGAGACGAUCGUCCCCGGAGCGUUGGUGCCUGGGCGAGGAGGAUCGCAAGAAGCGCCAGCCUCCAGACUGGGUUCUCCAAGGCGACCGAGAGAGAAUCCACGAGGGCUCCAAGAUGGAUGAGUCCUGCACCGGCUUCGCAUGGCGUCCCGGGAAGGAUAAGUGUACACAAGGCAUUUGGCUCUGGAGCACCCCCUUCGUGUUCCCAGACAAGGACGGCCGAAAGGUUGCCGUCCUGCUGAUGGACACGCAAGGUGCCUGGGAUGAUACCAUGACCAAAGCACAGAGCGCCACGAUCUUCGGCUUGACGGCCUUGCUCUCCUCGAAGUUGAUUUACAACAUCCAGAACCGAGUAGAGGAGGACAAGUUGGAGAACAUGGAUUACAUCACCACCUUCGCGCAAACCGUGUGUAGCGACCUCCCAGGGAAGGAUGCGCCGUUCGGGCAUCUGGAGCUGUUGGUGCGCGACUGGGUGAACUACGAGGAUGGUUUCAGCCUGGCGCAAUGCAAGGAACAGAUGCAAGAACACUUGGACGACCACCUCAGUGAGAAGAAAGUCCCAGAGGUGCCGGGUUGA
This is a messenger RNA of Durusdinium trenchii, 1245 nucleotides long. The record is from the annotation of a GenBank genome assembly. Lineage: Eukaryota; Dinophyceae; Suessiales; Symbiodiniaceae.